Sturnus vulgaris (Common starling) is the source of this 1670-nucleotide messenger RNA. NCBI's taxonomy places the organism in Eukaryota, Metazoa, Chordata, Aves, Passeriformes, Sturnidae. The record is from RefSeq and is a predicted model, not a curated record.
GCGGCGCCCAGCGGCGCGACCCGGCGUGGGGACAGCGGGGCUGGGCCGUGAGCCCCGACACCGCGGCGACAACCGGCGACAUGAGGCUGAACUGGGUCCGGGCGCUGCCCCGGGGCCUCUGGGGCAGCCCCGCAGUGCCGGAGCUCUGUCGGAGCUUGUGCCAGCGCCCAGCUCGUGCUCCCACUGAAGGGGGUGACACCGCGGGGACCCCAAAACCUCGCAGGCCGCAGCAGUGCCACCCCACGGAGGGCGACACCCCAACAAGGGGUGACACUUCGCGAGGUGCCACCUCGGGAACACCAGCGUGGCAUCGCCGUUUACACGAGAUACGCGACCAAGAGCGCGAUCCGCACCCCCGUGCGCCUCUGGGGGGUGACACCUCGGGGGGUGACACCUCGAGGGGUGACACCUCGGGGGGUGACACUUUCAGGGGUGCCACCCCCAAGGCCCCAUCGCGACGCCUCCGCUCCCACAAGACUCACCACGACGACUCCCACCAGGACCCCCACGAUGGCGACACCGGCGACACCGGAGCCCCCCGGCGCGGCCCCGCGGCCUUCGAGGCGGCCCUGCAGGACAUGGCUCGGUCGCCACCGGGCCGCGGUGGUCGCCUGGCGCUGGUGGAGGCGGCCUUGGCGGCGAUGCCGGCGCUGGGCGUGGAGCGCAGCCUGGCUGCCUACAACGGGCUCCUGCGGCUCCUGCCCCGCGGGCCCUGGGUGCCCCGCGGGCCCGUGCAGCGCCUGCUGUUCCCGUUCCCGCGGCAGCAGGAGUGCGGCCUGCAGGUGCUGGAGCAGAUGGAGCGAUACGGGGUGGUUCCCGACGCCGAGACGCGGUUCCUGCUGCUGGGGGUGUUCGGGCCGCGCAGCCGCCCCCUCAGGAAGGUGCAGAGGAUGAUGUUCUGGCUGCCCCGGUUCCGCCACCUGGACCCCCACCCGCUGCCCCCCCGGCUGCCGCCCCCCGGGCUGGCGACGGCGCGCCUGGGGCUGCAGCGCAUCGCCGGGGACCCCGGGGCCACCGUCAGCGUCAUCCAGGAUGGGGACAGGGCGUGUCCCUGCAGUGACCCUUGUGUCCCCAUCCCACAGCGGCCCGUGCCAGACACAGGAAAAGACCAAGGCUCCGUCCAGCCCUACAUUGUCAGCUCCCAGAGCCCGGAGCAGAGGCAGCUCCUGGCCCAGCACGACCCUUCCCGCCCGGUGUUCGUGGAGGGGCCCUUCCCCCUGUGGCUCCGCGGGACCCUCCUCAAAUAUUUCGUGUUACGGGGGGACCCCCUGCCCCCACACCUCAGGGACCCCCCCCCAGACCCCGAGCGCAGCUUUUACUUCCCGCUGUACCUGGAGCUGGACCUGGAGCGCGGCCCCUGGGAUGAUGAAGACUUUGAUGUGGAUGAAGUGGAGGAGGGUCCCGUGUUCGCCCUGUGCAUGGCGGGAGCAGGUGACCGGCACACCUUGGGCAGGUGGAUUUCGGGGCUGCAGGAGCAGAACCCGGUGUUGGGGCGCACCCCCGUCGUCUUCCGCCUCACCGAGGGCGGGGACCCCUCUGCUGACCCCCACGAGGGACCCCAGACCCCACGGCUGGGCUCGGGGAUGCCCCCGGCAGCAGAGCUGGAGCCCCCCGAGGGGCAGGACGGCGGCAAGCGAGGGGGAGACCCCCCAAAAAGCAGCGGAGAAUAA